AUGGGUGAGUGUCCUAUGAAGCACGCCAAUGUCGCUGGCGGCGGCACCAAGAACCUCGACUGGUGGCCGAAUCAGCUACGCCUCAACAUUCUUCGCCAGCACCAGCCGGCAUCCGACCCCUUCAAGACCUUCAAGGACGAAUUCGACUAUGCUGCCGCCUUCAAGACGCUCGAUUAUGAGGGCCUGAAGAAGGACCUGCACGCCCUCAUGACCGACUCGCAGGAGUGGUGGCCGGCCGACUUUGGCCACUACGGCGGUCUCUUCAUCCGCAUGGCAUGGCACAGCGCCGGCACCUACCGUGUCUUUGACGGCCGCGGAGGCGGCGGCCAGGGCCAGCAGCGCUUCGCUCCUCUCAACAGCUGGCCCGACAAUGUCAGCCUGGACAAGGCUCGCCGCUUGCUGUGGCCCAUCAAGCAAAAGUACGGCAACAAGAUCUCGUGGGCCGACCUCUUGCUUCUCACGGGCAAUGUCGCCCUCGAGUCCAUGGGCUUCAAGACAUUCGGGUUUGCCGGCGGCCGCCCAGAUACCUGGGAAGCCGACGACUCGGUUUACUGGGGCGGCGAGACGACCUGGCUCGGCAACGACGUCCGCUACUCGCAAGGCCAGGAAGGGCUUCGGGGCGACGGCAUCCUCAACACCGACGAAUCGACUAAGAAGGGCCACACGGACAUUCACACGCGCGAUCUCGAGUCGCCUCUCGCUGCCGCCCACAUGGGCCUUAUCUACGUCAACCCAGAGGGCCCUGACGGAAUUCCCGAUCCCAUCGCGGCCGCCCGCGACAUCCGCACCACCUUUGGCCGCAUGGCUAUGAACGACGAGGAGACGGUUGCUCUCAUUGCUGGCGGUCACACCUUCGGCAAGGCACACGGUGCCGCUCCCUCUGACAAUGUCGGCAAGGAGCCCGAGGCAGCUGCCAUUGAGCAACAAGGCUUGGGGUGGAGCAACAAGUACGGGUCGGGCAAGGGCCCGCAUACCAUUACGAGCGGCCUCGAGGUCAUUUGGACCAAGGAGCCCACGAAGUGGAACAACAACUUCUUCGAAUACCUCUUCAAGUUUGAGUGGGAGCUCACCAAGAGCCCCGCGGGCGCCAACCAGUGGGUGGCCAAGAACGCCGAAGCCUUCAUUCCCGACCCCUACGACCCCUCCAAGAAGCAUGUCCCGCGCAUGCUCACGACCGACCUUGCGCUACGCUUCGACCCUGAGUACGAGAAGAUCUCGCGGCGUUUCCUCGAGCACCCAGACCAAUUCGCCGACGCGUUUGCCCGUGCCUGGUUCAAGCUGCUGCACCGUGACAUGGGUCCCCGCUCGCGCUGGCUCGGCCCUGAGGUCCCGUCCGAGAUUCUUGACUGGGAAGACCCCGUUCCUCCCGUCGAUCACCCCCUGAUCGACGAGAACGACAUUGCCGCGCUGAAGAGAGAGAUUCUGGCCACUGGCGUCUCCCCAGCCAAGUUUAUCUCGGUCGCCUGGGCGUCUGCCUCGACCUUCCGGGGUAGCGACAAGCGCGGCGGCGCCAACGGGGCGCGCAUCCGUCUGGCCCCGCAAAAGGACUGGAAGGUCAACAACCCGGCUCAGCUGGCCGAGGUGCUGCAGGCGCUGGAGCGUGUCCAGGCUAAGUUUAACGGUUCAGCGGCCGGAGGCAAGAAAGUCUCGCUGGCUGACCUGAUUGUCCUGGCCGGUGUGGCAGCGCUGGAACAGGCUUCCGGCGUGCCUGUCCCCUUCACUCCGGGCCGCACCGACGCUAGCCAGGAGCAGACUCUUGUCCCGUCGUUUGAGCACCUCGAGCCAUACGCCGAUGGGUUCCGCAACUACGGCAGGGGCACGUCGCGCGUGUCGACGGAGCAGUUCCUUGUUGACCGCGCACAGCUUCUGACCCUGACGGCGCCUGAGAUGGCGGUUCUGAUUGGUGGCCUGCGUGUGCUGGGAGCGGGCAACUAUGACGGUGCGUCGCACGGCGUCUUCACGUCGCGCCCGGGCAAGCUCACCAAUGACUUCUUUGUCAACCUGCUGGAUAUGGGCACCGCGUGGAAGGCCAUUGACGGCAACGAGGUGUUUGAGGGGACCGACCGCAAGACGGGCCAGAGGAAGUGGACGGCCACAAGGGCUGACCUCGUGUUUGGCUCGCAUGCUGAGCUGCGCGCCAUCUCGGAGGUGUAUGCCUGUGCGGAUGGGCAGGAGAAGUUUGUCAAGGACUUUGUGGCGGCGUGGGAUAAGGUGAUGAACCUGGAUCGGUUUGAUGUGAAGAAUGGAGGUCAGGCUGCCGCUAAGCUCUAG
Molecule: messenger RNA, 2271 nt
Organism: Canariomyces notabilis
Lineage: Eukaryota; Fungi; Ascomycota; Sordariomycetes; Sordariales; Chaetomiaceae
Product: bifunctional catalase/peroxidase
Exons: 1
Coding region: 1-2271 (756 amino acids)
Biological process (GO): hydrogen peroxide catabolic process; cellular response to hydrogen peroxide
Cellular component (GO): cytosol
Molecular function (GO): catalase activity; heme binding
Source: RefSeq, a predicted model, not a curated record